Octopus bimaculoides (California two-spot octopus) is the source of this 2074-nucleotide messenger RNA. RefSeq names its product cytochrome P450 2U1. The record is from RefSeq and is a predicted model, not a curated record. Gene Ontology annotation, biological process: xenobiotic metabolic process. Lineage: Eukaryota; Metazoa; Mollusca; Cephalopoda; Octopoda; Octopodidae. Gene Ontology annotation, molecular function: heme binding; iron ion binding; oxidoreductase activity, acting on paired donors, with incorporation or reduction of molecular oxygen, reduced flavin or flavoprotein as one donor, and incorporation of one atom of oxygen. Gene Ontology annotation, cellular component: cytoplasm; intracellular membrane-bounded organelle.
CAUAGCUAAAUACAAGUAACCUUCUGUUAUCAGUGAUAAAUAUGUCAUAACAUAUGCAGAACUAAUGAUAAGCUCUUUAAAAGAGGUGUAGAAUAACACAUUGGAGGUCAACGAUAUUUGUUUAAGAAAUCUCGGUUCUGAAAAAAACAUACUCGGCUGUACAUAGGAACACAUUAUCGCAGCAAUAACAGGAUAUGGAAAUUUCAGCAUUAUAUUCUACAGGAAAUGUUAAUGUCCAAAGUUUAUUAUUUGGAUUAGCCAUUUUCCUGAUUAUACGAUGGUUUAUGGCACUACCAACAUAUAACUACAAUUUACCUCCGGGUCCAAUAGCUUUUCCAAUAAUUGGAAAUCUACCUCAGAUGAUUUCUGGCACUGAUCUUUAUUCAAAGAUGAAAGAUCUUCGAAAACAAUAUGGAGACAUCUUUAGGCUCAAAGUUGGUUCUGAUACCUUCGUGUUUGUAUGUAAAACUGAACUGAUUUUGGAAGGACUAGUAAAGAAAGGAGAUCAACUGAAAGGAAGGCCACAUUGGGUUUACAUUUUUGAUAAAGUAUUCCAAAAAGAAGGCAUCACUUUUAAUAUUGGAAAAAAAUGGAAAUACAUGAAAAAGUUUUCUAUGUCAACACUUCGGGAUUUAGGAAUAGGUAAAAGAAUUACAGAAGAAAAGAUACAUUUAGAAACCGAAAAAUUAGGCGAACUUUUUCAAUCUCACAAUGGUAAACCGUUCUCCUUGAGUAAACUGAUGUCAUACUACUCUUUGGGUAUUAUAUACAAUCUCAUGUUUGGUGAAAGAUUCUACCAGACAUUUGUGUAUAAGGUUAUUUGGGAUACAAAAAUUAUUGAAAUAAUAUUUAUCCUUAAACCUACAAUCACAAAUUCUAGCAAUACGAUACCGAUUAGGUCCAUUAUUAGUAUAAAAGAAGUUAUAAAAAAGCAUGCGAAGAUCCGAAAUUUUAUAAAAAGGAAAAUUGCGGAACAUAAAGAAACGUUUAAUGCCGAAGGCGUAAGAGAUUUCAUUGAUAUGUACUUACUGAAAAAUAGGAAGGUGCCAGACAGUGAAUUUUUAUCUGACGCGAGUAUGUUUGGAACAAUUUUAGAUGUCUUUACGGGUGGAACAGAUACAAUUGGUACCUAUCUUACCUGGGCCUUUCUCUUCAUGGCCAAAUAUCCUGAUAUACAAAGCAAAUGUCGAGAAGAAAUUGAACAGAUCACCAAUCUGAACCGACCUGUUACAAUGGAAGACAAACCACAUAUGACAUACGUUGCAGCAACUCUUCUUGAGAUUCACAGAAUUGCGACAGUUGCUCCAAUAAGUGCUCCACACACUGCAGAGGUAGACACAACUCUUGGCGGUUAUGAUAUUCCUAAAAACACUGUUGUUUCAUUCAUGUUAACGAAUGCUCAUUUUGAUCCGGAUUAUUGGGAUAAACCAGAGGAAUUCCGACCAGAAAGAUGGAUUGGAGAAAAUAACGAGUUAAAGAAAAAUGAGGCUUUUAUGCCUUUCUCUUUGGGUCCAAGAAUGUGUGCAGGAGUGUCACUGGCUAAUAUGGAAGCUUUCAUAACUUUUACAAACAUCUUACAGAAAUUUCAGUUGGAAAAACCUACCAAAACACCAAUGACAAUAGAAGGCAAGCAAUUUGGCAUCACUUAUGUUCCAGUGAAUGAUAAUAUCCGUGCAACAGCAUUGUGAUAUACGUCAGUGAUAUAUAUGUGUUUUAGCGUACCUAUUCAAGGUAUACUAGAUAUAACUGAAAAUGUAUCUCUUUGAAAGCUGAGGUGCUAUAUCUUCGCAGAAUACGAUCGUGAAUUAUUGUAUUUGUCUAUGUUUCCUUUCUUUAGAUUUUAUUACAUUGACACACAUGGUUAUAUACCUAGACUGAUAUAUCAUGAGAACUAUCUGUAGGCAUGCAUCAUGAUAUAUAGAGAUUAGAAAUAGACAAAACUUCGAGUAAUGUUUACCUUUUCCUUUAAAACUUUGAUAUUGUAAUUUCCUCGAGUUAGAGCCUUCACUAUUUUGCUAAUUGCGCUAUACUCUUUUGUAUAAUUCAACGAAAAUAAAGCUAUAGAUAACUAUAA